UCGAGCUGCUUGUUGCGUUCACGGCAGAGGCGCGUGAGCGUGGUGGGAAAUGCGAGCAAGAUGGCGGCGUUGAAGGAGGAGCAGUGCUACGGACUGUCCUGUGGAAGAGUGAGCAAUGGCAGCAACAUCUCCGUCUAUCACGUCAAGCUGACUGACAGCGCACUGCGAGCGUUUGAAGACUACCAGAGCAACAAGGGCCUGACUGCUAAACCACUUAUAGGAUUCACAGGAAACCAAGGGAAAAUCUCAAUACCGCAGUCAGAGAAUCCAAAUGAGCUGCGAACGUUUACGUUCUACCUGUCCAAUGUGGGGAAGGACAAUCCCCAGGGCAGCUUCGACUGCAUUCAGCAGUAUAUUACAAGUGAAGGGAGCAUACAGCUGGACUGCCUGGGAGGGAUCCAGGACAAAAUCACGGUGUGCGCCACAGACGACUCCUACCAGAAAGCCAGGCAAAACAUGGCUCAGGCCGAGGAGGAAACCCGCAGCCGUGGAGCCAUCGUCAUCAAGCCCGGCGGGAGAUACGUGGGUAAGCGUGUACAAAUCCGGAAGCCGAUAACGGGUGUGUCGGAUGUGGCGCCGUCGCGGCGGACUUCACGGCCGGUCAUCAUCUCCAGCAGUCAGAAGAAGAGCCCGCUGCGGCCGCUGAGGGAACGGCUGGUGCAUUUACUGGCCCUAAAACCCUACCGCAAACCCGAACUCCUGGUGCGGCUCACCAAGGACGGCCUGUCUCCUCAGGACAAGGAGACGCUGGACAGCCUCCUGCAACAGGUGGCUAACCUGAAUAGUAAGGACAGCACCUUCACAUUGAAGGAUUGUUUGUUUAAGGAAGUUCAGAAGGACUGGCCUGGUUAUACUGAGGUGGACCAGCAGAUUCUGAAGAGAAUUCUUGUACGAAAACUGUGUAAGCCUCAGAGCAGUGGCCCUGUGUCUGGGGAGAGUCCGGUCAGCCCGCACAAAGAGCCAGCCAGCAGCUCGCCCUCUCAGAAACGACCUGCAGAGUUCAUCGAUCCCCUGGCCAAUAAGAAACCCAGAAUAUCGCAUCUAGCCAGCAAGUCUACGGGGCUCAUUAACGGCAAACUGAGCUCGUCCAAUGGGAGAGACUCUUCUAGUUCUCAAUCAGCAGAGAUGUCGUCGAGCUCCCACUUCCCUCCGUUGGAGAUCCCCCGACCCUUCGAACCCCUUUCGGACGUCAGCAACGACUCCAACGGCCGAGACUGUGAAAGUCAGGAGGCGGCGGUGGCGGAGAGACUGAGUCAGCCCCCAUCGUUCGCCCCUCGCUCCACAAUGCUAGAGGAAGGGCUGAGCUCCACGUCCCCGGCCCACAGCAGCCUGGACGGGUCUCAGACCCAGAGCGCUCAACCCUCCCUGCAUGGCAAGUCUAAGAAGAAGUCCAAAAAACACAAGGACAAAGACAAGUCCAAAGAGAAAGAUGGGGACCGAGAGCGGGACAUGAAGAAGAGGAGAGUUGAAGACCAUGGCUUGGAUCAGUGGAAACCCUGUGACAUCACGAGCGAUAGGAGCCCAGGUCUGAACGGAACAUGCAACAGCUCCAGUAUUCCUGCGUCUUCGUCGGCAGACUAUUUAUUAAAGUACACCGUGAUAAGCUCGCAAGAGCAGCGUCAGAGUUACAAAAACGACUUCAACGCAGAGUACAGCGAGUACCGGGGCCUCCACGCACGGAUAGAGAGCAUCACCCGACAGUUCACUAUACUCGACACCGAGCUCAAACAACUCCAGCAAGGCACAGACAAGUAUAAGACAAUCCACAAUCAGAUACUUGAAGAGUAUCGCAAAAUCAAAAAGGCUAAUCCAAACUAUAGCCAAGAGAAGAACCGCUGUGAAUACCUACACAACAAACUGGCACAUAUAAAAAAACUGAUAGCAGAAUAUGAUCAACAGCAACUGCAAAACUGGCACUAAUAACAAUCUCUCAAUUUCUUUCUCAAUCUUUCUGUCUCUUUUGAGAGAGAGAAUCUCUGGAUUAUUUUUUUGUUUUUCUUGACUUGCUCUAAUGUAAAAUGCCACGAAACUGAUUUCUUUUUUUUCCCCGUAGUGGGCCAAGUGCUCUAGUGAGGACAAUGCAGACCCAUGAAUUUAGUUUUUUAUGGGACUCGGGACAUGGGCGUACUCAGCCAUGCUUACCUGUGUAGCCUAAUGCAUUAUGGGAUUGGUUGCCAGCUUCCUUCCCUUCUCAAAGGUCUCCAAGUGUGAAAGGAAAAACUGUUCUUUGGAGAUCUUUUCCGAACAGGGGAUAACCAACACCCAUUCCCAGAAUCUCAUAGUUUAAGGUUUAGAAAAAAAUUUAAUGGAUAUUUUUUUCUGUAUGUACUAAAAUGGAAGGUCCUAUAUUUUCUUUUCUUUUAUAUUUAUUUUAGUCUUCCAUAGGGAUACAUCAGGCACUAUUUGGCUCCUUAUUUUGUGCAAUGCGCUAGACCACGUGCGAUGGACAUGAAUCGGAUGCCUAUGGGAAGGAGAUAACCAUCUGUUUAGAGGCUUUGACAGUAUCAGUAUUACCAUGGUAGAGCGCCAUACGAAUGAACUUGCCAUUCCAGUGGUGAGGGAGCGCUUCGGUGUUGGCACAUUUUUACAAUAUUUUACGCUUUUAACUGAAAAAAUAUGACUUUAUCACAACCCGAAUCAUGAAUCAGGUGUGGUUGUACAAAAAAACGCAGCAAAUCUUGUAAAAUUGUGCCUCAGGUGAGCCGUUUGUCGUCCUUCAGGUAUCUACAGUAAUCCAGUAUUGCUAGUUACGAGUGUGACGGUAACAUCACAUUUGCGGCCAAACUUCCUUGGUAUUCUUCCAGAAAAUAGCGAUUGUAUCCCUUUAACGCAGCCUUGAGGGGCUGGUUGGUGAAGAAGACGCGAAAAUGGUAGAAACGCAACCUUGGCUAACUGUCUGAACCCUUUAGCAAUUCAAUGCUUGCUUGAAUACUGAGUAUUUGUGGUGGGGUUGACCAUUUCUGACAGUAUUUUCGUUACGAGAUGACUGUUAAAUUCCAUCAAGGCAUCUCAUCGUGGAGGAUCCAUGACAAACCUCUGACGUGCUCCUCACGUUACCUGUGGACGCUCGACCACAAGUUGCUCAUCUGUCGUGUCCUGUUGAAGCAUCAGUUGUACUUCUGAUAUCUGAACUCUUACGUUUAAAUAUUAAAAUUCAGCACUUUGCUCAGCUUCUUGCUGUUACUCUUACCUGGGUUUUGUUGCAAGGAGACACUUGCCUUGUCUGUCUGUGUAUGCAUGCUUUCUGACUGUUGAAGACACAAAAAAAGGGUUAAAGCCAGUGUUUACAGCGGGUUUACGCUGCUGUUUAAUAUUCAGAAGACAAAUAUUUAUCAAAUUGCCCCGAAUUUACCUGGCCAGCAUUGGUUCAGUGUUGCAAUUGCAAAAAUGUAAAUAAAGUCAAAUUUGACUCUUACGAAUUAACUGAGAAUAAUUCUCAAUCACAAAUUUACCACAUGAAACACAAUGAUUAUUUGUUUUUUUUUCAGAACUGAUCAUGAUCUGCUUUUUGGUCUUUUUGUGUUACCUGCAAAAACGGUCCGAAAAUGAUGCACAAAUUCAACGACGAAUACAAAUGACGUUUGUUUGGAUUUGAAAAUGCUACGAUACUUUGAAAAAAUUGAGACAACUGGGGGGGGGGGAAAUGUGCCAAAUGACCUGUUGUAUAGGUUUGGAUCGGAUGAAAUAUGUUGCUGUUUUAGCAAAAAGAAAAAGAAAG
Sinocyclocheilus rhinocerous is the source of this 3718-nucleotide messenger RNA. Its product is annotated as RNA polymerase II elongation factor ELL-like. Gene Ontology annotation, biological process: snRNA transcription by RNA polymerase II; positive regulation of transcription elongation by RNA polymerase II; transcription elongation by RNA polymerase II. The coding region runs from base 61 to 1920 and encodes 619 amino acids. Gene Ontology annotation, cellular component: transcription elongation factor complex. Gene Ontology annotation, molecular function: cis-regulatory region sequence-specific DNA binding. The transcript has 12 exons. The record is from RefSeq and is a predicted model, not a curated record. NCBI's taxonomy places the organism in Eukaryota, Metazoa, Chordata, Actinopteri, Cypriniformes, Cyprinidae.